Messenger RNA from Nematocida major, 846 nucleotides. Its product is annotated as 20S proteasome subunit beta 2. NCBI's taxonomy places the organism in Eukaryota, Fungi, Microsporidia. Gene Ontology annotation, cellular component: proteasome core complex. The coding region runs from base 1 to 846 and encodes 281 amino acids. The transcript has a single exon. Gene Ontology annotation, molecular function: threonine-type endopeptidase activity. The record is from RefSeq and is a predicted model, not a curated record.
AUGCAGAAAUCCUACUGUACUAGUGCGCACGGGAGCGCAGACGCACUUUCGAGGGAAAAAAGUGCAGGAACUUUUGGAGGAGAAACUCUGUCUUUUGAAGAGAUCAGGAGUUCUAUGGGGCCAGAGUAUGCUCCUGUGAAAACAGGCACGACGAUUGUCGGGGUGAAGGGCGAGGACUACGUUGUUCUUGCAGCAGAUACGAGGUCUACGAGUGGGCCUGUAGUUGCGAAUAAAAACUGCAGCAAGAUACACUAUAUCUCCGAGAAUAUCAGGUGCUGUGGGGCAGGGACUGCUGCGGAUACGUACUACACGAACAAAAUGGCUGCUUCCUCUAUUCGCAGAUUUUCCUUGAAAUACGGGAAAAUGCCGCCUGUCUCGUACUGCGUGAAUAUCCUGAAGAGACACCUUUUUUCGUACCGCGGGAAUGUUUCCGCUAGUUUGAUCCUGGGGGGUGUUGACGAGCACGGGGCAAGCCUUUUCGGAAUACACCCGCACGGGAGCGUGGAUGCAGUUCCGUAUACGGCGCAGGGAUCUGGGUCCUACGCUGCGAUAGGCCUUCUGGAGACCGGCUGGAGGAAGGGAAUGCGCGAGGAAGAGGCAGUUGAGCUCGCAUGCGAGGCUAUAACAGCGGGAAUCAUGAACGACCUGUACUCCGGGUCAAACAUUGACAUAUGCGUGAUUCGCCGAGGGCAGGAGACAGUCUUUGAAACGGACUACAGGAGAAAUUAUCGGGAGGUUGGGAAGAAGGCAGCCCGCAGCAUGAAGUACGCAUAUCCCCGCGAGAGCGUUAAAAUCACGAAGGAGCAAGUCUUCGAGCUGAUUUCCGUGAGCACGAAGGAGGAGUAA